CCCGUGUUGGGAAUAUCUAAAAAAAAAUAAUUACAAAUAUAAAAAAAACCGGGUAUUUCAUUCCCAGAAAUCCCCCCUUGGAUUUUAACCCUUGCAAUUCGCGGGAUUUUUCACCGCCUCCCCCAGUCCGGAUCCGCUUUUUCUGCCCCAAAAUUCCCGGGUUUUUUUGUGGUUUUUAUCCUGAUUUUUCUCUCUCCUCGCAUCCCGGCCGAGACCCUCCUCCAUUUUUCUUAUUUUUUUCCCGUUUUUAACCCGCAUUUUCCCUUUUUUUGCCGCGAUUUUCAGGGGUUUUCUCCCGUUAUUUUUCCCUUUUUCCUUGUUUUUAUUCCCCCCCUUUUCCCCGAGUUUUUUUCCCGGUUUUUUUUUUCCGUUUUUCCCCCCUUUUUCCCCCCCUUCUUUCCCCAUUUUCCCCCCAUUUCUCCCCGUUUUCCCCCUUUUUAAUUUUUAAAUUUCCUUAAAUUCCAGCGCCCCCCCCCGAUUAAAAAAAAACAACAAAAAAAAUCCACCUUUUUUUAACCCCUUCAUUCCCUGCAUUUUUUUUUUCCAUGGAAACCCCAAAUCCUCCUUUAAACCCUUCCCAAAAUUUGAAAAACCGGGAUUAGGGUGGGAAUUAAGGUGGGAAUUUAGGGGGGGGCCCUUCCCUAAAAUUCCUCAGUUCCCCCAGCCCCGACUCCCCAAAACUCCCUAAAAAUUCCUUUUUAAAUGCCCUAAAAAAAUUCCCCCCCAAAAAAUUUCCCAAACAUGUAAAAACCCCAAAUUUAAUUAUUUUUUUCCCCCCCAGGAUCCCAAAAUCGGAGCCGGAGCUGUUGGAAUUCGAGGGAUUUGGGAUUUUUUUCCCAAAAAAAUUUGGGAUAAACUCGGAAUUCCGUGUCAAGAUGCAGGAGAGCUACGAGAGCGUCAUUUCCUUGGGUAAGACCCCAAAUUUCCUUGGAUUUCUCCUUCAUUCGGGAUCAAAUUCCUUCAUUUUUAACCCAAAAUUGAAAUUAAUUGGGUUUAAUUAAGAAACUCAGAAUUAAAGCCCCAAUUCCGGUGGGAUUUUCUGGGAUUUUAGUGUCCGAGUCAUGUCCGAUUGUUCCCCCAAAAAUGUUUUGGCAAAAUUUGCCCAAAAUUUGUGGAUUUCACCCCAAAACAGAGCUGGGCUGGGAAAAUGAACUCUGGAAAUUCCCAAAAUUCCCAAAGUUCCCGUUUUUUCCCCCGGCAGCCGAGGAAAUCGCCAUCAGUUGGCCGCGGAUCACCGCCUUCGCCGAAUCGCACCGGAGACGCGGCCUGGGCGCCGAUGCCGCCCCGGCCUCGCCGAGCGACAACGAGGAGGAAGAGCCGCCGCCGCACCCUCUGGAAAAAUCCGAAAUCCCGGGAACACCACCGGCGCCGAACCCCAAAUCCCCAUCGAGCCCUGCCAGCGCCAAACCCGGCACCACCGAGGUGCCAAACCCAGAACCCCAAUCCCGAAAAGCGCAGGGAAAACACCAAGGAAAAUCCGGCACCCGCAGCUUCAAGAAAUUCCCGCCGCGAAACCUCCGGUGCCACGACUGCGGCAAAGCUUUGGCGUUGCCGAAAUGCCGGCGCGGUACGGAACGACCCCAUAAAUGCCCGGAAUGUGGGAAGAGUUUCCGGUUGAGCUCCAGCUUGGUCACCCACCAACGACGGCAUUCCGGGGAAAAUCCCUACAAAUGCCCGGAUUGCGGGAAAUCCUUCAGCGUCGGCUCGGCGUUCAUCCAGCACCAGCGGAUCCACGGCGGCACGGCGCCGUGCCGGUGCGGGGUUUGCGGGAAGAGCUUCCCGGCGAGUUCGGGUUUGGUGAAGCACCAGAAGCUUCACCUGGAAGAGAAACCCUACAAAUGCGGCGAUUGCGGCAAAGGGUUCAACUGGAAUUCCCACCUGGAGCGGCACCGGCGGAUUCACACUGGAGAGAAACCCUACGAGUGCCCGGAGUGUGGCAAGAGCUUCUCUUGGAGCUCCCACCUGGAUCGGCAUCGCCGAACCCACGCCACGGCCGAGCCCGCCGGGCGCUGCGCCGAGUGCGGGGCGGGAUCGCCGGAACCGCUGGAACGCGGGAUGCCUAAAACGCCGAAAAGUCCCAAAAUGCCCAAAAACCGGCGGGAGUCGUCGGAGAAACCCCACAAAUGCGCGGAAUGCGGGAAGGGUUUCGGCGUGGCGGCGGCGUUGGCGCAGCACCGGCGUGGCCAUGCUCCCGGCAAACCCUACGAGUGCCGGGAAUGCGGGAAAAGCUUUUCCUGGAGUUCCCACCUGGAUCGGCACCGGCGAAUCCACAUGGGGGAAAAGCCUUUCCGCUGCGGGAAUUGUGGCAAGAGUUUUUCCCAAAGUUCCCACCUGGAGCGGCACCGGAAAAUCCACCGGGAGCCGUGCCGGGAAUGCGGCAAGAACGGCGGGAAAAAAGGUGGGAAAAGCUUCCAAAAACGCUGCCGGAUUUUGGGGGAGCCGUGCGGCGAUUGCAGCGCGGGGUCGGCGCAGGAGGAGGAAUGCGACGAGUGCGGGAAAAAUUUGGGGUCUGGUUUGGCGUCGGGUUUGGGGUCGAAUGCCGGGAAUUUGAAGGAUCAAGGCACGCAGACCGGCGAGAAGCCGUACGCGUGCCCGGAAUGCGGGAAGAGCUUCGCUCAAAAUUCGGCGUUGGCCAAACACCGGCGAAUGCACACGGGGGAGAAACCCUACAAAUGCCCCGAGUGCGGCAAGAGCUUCGGCGUGCGCUCCAACCUCAUCAAGCACCGACGCACGCACCUGGGCGAGAAACCCUACAAAUGUCCCGAGUGCGGCAAAGGCUUCAUCCAGAAAUCCGACCUCACCAAACACCGCCGGAUGCACACCGGCGAGAAACCCUACGAGUGCCGGGAGUGCGGGAAGUGCUUCAGCGUCUCCUCCAACCUCAUCAAGCACCAACGGAUCCACCUGGGCGAGAAACCCUUCCAGUGCUCCGAGUGCGGCAAGAGCUUCAUCCAGCGCUCCGAGCUCACCAUCCACCGGCGCGUGCACACCGGCGAGAAGCCCUACAAGUGCCCGGAGUGCGGCAAGUGCUUCAGCCGCAGCUCGCACCUCAACCGGCACCAGCGCACCCACGGCAAAGCCGGCGCCGCCGCCUCGUCCUCGUCCUUCUCCUCCUCCUCUUCCUCCUUCUCCUCCUCCUCCUCCUCGUCCUCGGUGCCGGCGGCGCCGGCGGCGCCCGGAGGUUUGGCCUUCCCGGCGUUCCCGGGCUCCUCGGCUGUGCCGGCGGCGUUGGAGCUGCCCUGGGCGUUGGCGUUGCCGGGCCGGGCGUUCCCGGGGUUUCCGGUGGGUAAUUAGCGAGGUGGUUAAUUAGGGGCGGGGUUGGUUGGGUCAUUAAGGGGGGAGGUGGGGGAUUGCUGCGGUUCCGCUCAGUUCCCGGCAUUCCCAGUGCUCCCGGUGCCCAACUGGGGUUGGCCAACCCAAGACCCAACGUUGGGUUGGGUCCCAACUCAUUCCCAUUCAAAUUUUCAUGGCUAAUUAAUGAUCUCUAAUGAAUUAGGGGUAAAUUAAUUCAAUAAUUAAGUGGGGAAAUGGGGAAUUCUCAUCAUUCCAUGGUUCCGGUCGCCUCCCAGUGCUCCCAGUGCCCAACUGGGAUUGGCUGACCCCAAGACCCAAACUUGGGUUGGUCCCAUUGAAUUCUGACUGCUAACUAAUGACAUCUAAUUAAUUGGGGGAUGAUUAAUAUGCUAAUUAAUGACCGGAGGGGGAAUUCCCAUUAUUCCCAGUGCUCCCAGUGCCCAACUGGGAUUGGCCAACCCAAGACCCAACGUUGGGUUUGGUCUCCAUUUAUUCCCAUUCAAAUUUGAUGCCAAAUUAAUGAUCUCGAAUUAAUUAGGGUUUAAUUAAUUCAUUAAUUAAGUGGGGAAAUGGGGAAUUCCCAUCAUUCCAUGGUCCCAGUCGCCUCCCAGUGUUCCCAGUGCCCAACUGGGAUUGGUUGACCCCAAAAUCUGACAUUGUUGCUGUCGUUUUCCGGGAAUUCCAUGGGAAUUUUUGGGGAAUUAUUUUCAAAUUUUUUAAAAUAUUUUUUUGACUUUUUGGGGAAUUUAAAAAAAAAAAAUUCGGGAAUGUUUUGGAAACUUUUUUGGGAACUUUUUGGGGGAAUUUUUUUUAUCUUUUCUCAAAUUUUCCUUCCAUGUUUGUGGUGAAUUUUUUGGGAAAUUUUUUUUUCUGGGACGGGGCAGGGAAAAUUCUGGAUUUUCCCGAAGCU
Messenger RNA from Vidua macroura (Pin-tailed whydah), 4204 nucleotides. Its product is annotated as zinc finger protein 345-like. The record is from RefSeq and is a predicted model, not a curated record. Bases 1084 to 3294 code for a protein of 736 amino acids. The transcript has 2 exons. NCBI's taxonomy places the organism in Eukaryota, Metazoa, Chordata, Aves, Passeriformes, Viduidae.